GUGCCAGUCUGAGAAACGUAUUCACAUGGAAAGAUAUGGAGUACAAAAGAAAAGAGCAAGCCAGAGUGCCGAGAGGGAGGCGAGGCCACACAAAAAAGUGAAAGGGAAGAAAAGAGAGAGAGAGAGAGAGAGAGAGGGAGAGAGCGAGGGGGGGGUGGAGAAUCAAGGGGUGAGCAAGGCGUGCUUAGACUGAAAGUCUAAAUCUGAGUCUGAGAGAGACAGAACGCAGAUGAGGGCUUACUGCUGUUUUUCCUGCCACACUUAUAUACUGUAUAUCCUCUACAAAAAGGAUUUACGUUAUAAAUGUUCACUUUUUGUUGUUUUUUUAGCUCUCAUAAUUUGUGGAUUUUGUGGACAUUGGACUACAGUGAAGUCUGAAAAAUCCUAAUAUCUUUCUUGAAUUUUUGUGAGACUACCUAAACUACAAUUUCUGGACAUCAACCUGAUUUACAUUUAAUUAACUGUUCUGAUAAAGUCAUCAUCUGUGUGGAAUAGUCUACUGUUGGCCUGGACAUGGGGGUUGGGAAUAAGGAACUACUCAUACUUGGCUUAAUGUGUAUGCUGGGGAAGUGUUUCUCUAGGUGUGAAAUAGGCUUCAGCUCAGAAGGCAAUAAAUGUGUUGAUGUGGAUGAGUGUGAAGAAAUCCCAGGAAUAUGUGGGAAAUACACAAUCUGCUUCAACACGAAUGGCAGCUACUUCUGUCAGUGCAAGUCUGGGUUCAUAAACAAUAGAGGGACUGUUAACUUCACAGGGAUAGAUGGACAGUGCCAAGAUGUCAACGAGUGUUUCAAUAACAAUAUCUGCGGUCCAGUGGCUUCUUGUGCUAAUCAGAUUGGGACCUAUGCCUGCAUCUGCCCUGUUGGGUAUACUAACAACAGUACACCUGGAGACUGCAAAGACAUAAAUGAAUGCAUGGAAGCUGAAGUGAACAGGGAGGAAAUCUGUGGAGAGAAAGGCACGUGUAAGAACACUGACGGGAGUUACUGGUGCAAGUGUCCAGAAGGAUACACCACUUAUGGUAACAAAAGGACACCGUGUUCAGAACUUAAGUGUGACAGCUUCAGUACUAACAGCUGGCCUACACAGUCGCUCGGAGGCUUGGCAAACAUUUGGUCCAUGAUGAGAAACAGCUGUCUGGCUCUGUCUAACCCAAGUGGAGAAGAGAAGGCUAAUGGAGAGGUGCUACUGGAGAAACUUUUCACAGCGACUGUGUCCGUCCUGUCCCCUGGUCCCCUGGACAACAGUGACCAUGUGAGCAAGUUGCUCAGUACGGUGGAAAACUCCAUUAUGCUCAUUGGUCCUCAGCUCAAAGCUAACCGCACCAAGAUAGAGACCACUGAGACAGAGGCAGAGAUUGCUCUUCGAAGGGGUAAGACCCGACCCACUGGACCAAUUCAUUUGACCAAUGAAAACGCAAGCCUUGACACUGACUGGGAAACGGCAAGUGGCACGGGAACCUAUCCUGGUUUUGCCAUGGCUGCAUUGUUGAGCUACAAGAAUCUUAGCAUCUCAGAUAAGAGGGCUUUUGAUGAACUCAAAGGACAUGAAAACGAUAGCAUGGAUCCCUCCUUCUGGAUCUCCUCUAAUGUUGUGUCUGUCAUGGUCUCUAAUCCCUCCACUCAACAUCUGAGCCGCUGGGUCAACAUCACACUCAGACACCUGCCGGACAUCGACAGCUUCACUGAAGUGAAAUACAUCUGUGCUUACUGGAAUGAGAGAGGGGCCUGGUCCACAGAUGGAUGCAAGCGGGAACAGAUAUCCAAUGCUUCACACACUGUGUGUACAUGUGAACAUCUGAGCAGCUUUGCUGUGCUCAUGGCCAUGUACCCCAUGAAGCACCCUUUUGCGCUCCAGAUGGUGACCAAGAUAGGGCUGACUAUCUCCAUACUGUGUUUAAUACUGAGCAUCCUGACAUUCAAGUUCUGCCGCUCAAUACAAGGGACCCGCACCACCAUCCACCUGCACCUCUGUAUCUGCCUCCUCUUGGCCGACCUUAUCUUCCUGACUAGCGUUUCACGGACUAAACCUGUGGGCGGCUGCAGGUUUGUUGCAGCAAUGCUCCAUUACUUCUUCCUGGGAGUGUUCACCUGGAUGCUGUUGGAAGGCGUGCAGCUAUACCGUAUGGUUGUCCUGGUGUUCAAUGCCAACAUUCGACCCCUCUACCUAUACAUCACUGGUUAUGGUGCGCCCCUUGUCAUCAUCAUUAUAUCUGCCAUCAGCAGACCACAGGGAUACGGCACGAAUGAGUACUGCUGGCUGUCUCUGGAGAACGGUUUCAUCUGGAGUUUCUUCGGCCCUGUGUGCUUCAUCAUCGUCAUUAAUGUCUUCUUCUUUAUCGUAACUGUUUGGAAGCUCGCCCAGAAGUUCACCAGCCUCAACCCAGAUCUCUCCAAACUACACAAAAUUAAAGCUUUCACGGUGACAGCUAUAGCCCAGAUGUGUAUACUGGGCCUGAUGUGGGUGUUUGGGGCGUUCCUGUUUGACGAGAGCACGAUGGUGGUGGCAUAUAUCUUCACUAUUCUCAAUAGUCUGCAAGGGGCACUGGUGUUUAUCAUGCACUGCCUGCUGUCUAAACAGGUGAGAGACGACUACGUCCAUUUCCUCUCCUGUAUCUGCACACCACAGAAGAAGAGAUACUCAGACUUCAGCAGUACCAAUCCCUCCAGCAGUCAGUCACAGGCUUCUCAGAGCGGGCAUCACACAGGAGAAUCCCAAAUAUGAAGAGAUCUGUCUUUUAUUCAUCCCAAAAGUAUCACGCUUAGCCCUAACUUUAAAGGUCUGGAUCACUUCAAAUAAAAUUUCAGUCAUUACUUAUUCACCCUGAUGUCGGUUUUCCCAACCUAAGGGAUUGCAACAAAAUUAACAUGUUAGGAAAAAAGAAGAAAACAUAUUUCUGUUGCACCAAAUCAUAUAUAUUUAUUUAUUUUAACAGUUUUAUAUGUUCAGGCCUCUAAAUUCAUCAAAAUGAAACAAUAUGAGAAGGCCAUGUCACCCUGCGGUUGCAUUCUUAGCAUGGACAUAAUGUGAUCUGUGCCAGGGGGCUGCAGCAUGGCUUGGCUGUGAAGGGUCUCACAACAAAAAGGUUGGGAACCUCUAAAUUAAACACACAUCUAAUUACCAUCAGUAGUUACAUCUCAAGGAUUUCAGACCCUGUUAAAGUUAAUGGGACCAUUUUUUUAACCACUCAGAACCCAUUAAUUUAAAUCCAACAAACAGCACAAGCAAGUGUAACCAUCUCUUUGCAUGGUGCGUCAAAAAGUUUAUUUGUUGCUCAUUAUUCUGUCUAUUUUCUGCACUGAUAAUACUGUACAGAGCUUUAGGGGUUAAUCAAGUUGUACUGAUGAUGACUGAAUUUUUAAUUUGGUGUGGGAUAGUCCUAUAAGUGCUGUUAUCACCACAGCAGGCAAAAAGUAGCCAACUUCUACAAGUGUUUAUUCAGGAACUUUAUAAGUGAAAGUAAGAAAAUAUUUUAGUACCUUAUCGGUCUAGAACAUAUCAAAGUCAUAAUAUAAGCUGUAUUCCCUUUGAAGUGGUUAAAAAUGAUACUGAUAUAGACUAUUUAUUUUUCAAUGCAGAUUAUAAAGUCUACAUUACGUAGGCUACAAGAAAAUAUGUUUAAAGCAUGAGCACACACAGUUUGCGCUAUAUUUUAUGUAAAUGUUUAAUGUAAAAAUAAGGGUUGGUUUGCCUUUUCUUCAUGGGAGCUUCACAGAAAAUAUUUGUUUCCAUGUACUGUAUUUAGCAGUAUGUUGUAAUGGUAAGAAACAACUGACUGAUGAUGUAAAUUACCCAUGAAGUGCCUCUAAUGGUCCCUCAUGUUCCUCUUGCAAAUCCCAUGAGAGCUCUUGCAGGGAUUUUAUGUUUGUUGUUUCUUGAUUUUAAACAAAAUAAGUGAUUGUAAAACACUUGUGGCUAUUUUUUUUUUUAAAUCUUGGUUUGCAAUUGAACUGUGUCUUUUUUCACUGUGGUAUGUGAAGUGUUUUAAUCUUAAAGGUGUAGAAAAAGAAAACAAAACCUGGUCAGAAAUGACUGGUUGGACAAUUCACAAACACAGGCCCACCCUUCUGAUAAGACUGCAGCUUCCUGCAAUCAAACUAUGUUUAUGGAAUGAGAUUACAAUUUGUUGUUAUGUUCUUAUUGUAGCCAUUAGCAUGUGCCUCAACACACUGUCAUUGACUGUAAGGUAUCACAUUCCUGAAAUGAGAAUUUCAAUCGUUUAAUUGGAGGUCUAAUGGGAGAUGUAUAGACCUGAUUUUAAUUAUUUUAUUGCACUUUUCUUUGUUGUAAUGAUAGUCCAGCACAUUUCACUCACAUGAUGCAUGGAAUAACCGAGGAGACUUGAGAACAGUCCCACUUAUAGAACCAGACACCUUGUUGUAACAAAGCUAUCAAUUUUAUUAUUCUAUUAUUAUUUUUCUAGUUUCCAAUUUAGCAUGAAUUCAGAUCAUGUAAAAGACAUCGACCUUCAGAGAGAAAUAAAGAUAUUUUGGAUGUUAAGACCCUGACUAACACUGCAUUGGUGUUGGCUUUAACAACUAAACUGGUCCUUGGUUUUAAAGUCUGACUGCGCCUUUUCAUGACUCGUUUGUUUAUUCAUGCAUUGCAAAAUGUAUUUUUAUGUGAAAAGGCUACAUGCAACAUGCAGCAUUUUGUGAAUGUAAGAUUCCUAUUGUUAUACUAUAUAUAUGUCCUAAUUUGAGGGUAUAUAAACCUAUUUUUCUACUUUGUUUUGCUGUAAGUUGUUUGGUACUGUUUUCUUUAAAGACUAUGCAACACAAAUUUUAUUAAAGCUUCUACUUAAUUUGAAAAAUCAA
Molecule: messenger RNA, 4814 nt
Organism: Lates calcarifer (barramundi perch)
Lineage: Eukaryota; Metazoa; Chordata; Actinopteri; Centropomidae
Product: adhesion G protein-coupled receptor E5
Biological process (GO): cell surface receptor signaling pathway; adenylate cyclase-activating G protein-coupled receptor signaling pathway
Cellular component (GO): membrane
Molecular function (GO): G protein-coupled receptor activity; calcium ion binding
Source: RefSeq, a predicted model, not a curated record